AUGACGGAUAAAAUUAACACUUCGCGGAAGAAGUUGCGCACAAAGACGGGGUGCUUUACAUGUAGACAAAGGCGAAAGAAAUGCGACGAAAAGUCACCGAUCUGCGAUUUGUGCCGAUCUUCUGGGCGAAAAUGCAUAUGGCCUUCAGCAAGCGACUUACUCGACCGUCGUUACUCCCAUCAUUGCGAUUCACGGCACCAAGAUCGUGCUCUGAAAGAACAAAUACAACUACCCGACGAUGACAUAGGGAACUCAUUGAUACCCACCGUGCAACAUACCUUUUCCCCCUCCAGCCCAACAACCACCUACGACACAGAUUCCGUCUGUCCAUUAGACCUCCUAUCGCAAGCCGCCACCGUACACCGCGUACUCUCCAACCACCUAGAACUGCGAGUCUCAGAUCACUUCUCCGAUAAAUACUUCUCCCUUCUCCUCCUACCAGACUGCUACCGCGGCUUCCACGACGGCUGGCUCACUGAGAUCAAGCAGCUUAUGGUGACUCACAAGAGCUUAUACUACUCAGUCUUGGCUUGUGCUGCAUCACAUAUCUUUCUCUCCGAUUCCGUCUGGGAAAUGCAUCCUGUUGCGUUAUCCUACUAUGCUGAAGGGGUGAAAGAACUUCAGCUUUUGCUUGGGAAGGUUUCGCAAUAUGAGAAUCAUGAUGCGCUGCUCAUGUCUGUGAUGUUGCUUUAUCUCCAUGGGUGCUUGGGAUGGGGUACGCAGAGUGACGUUGCACAGCACGUCAAUGCCGCGACUCGUAUAGUCACUUUGAGGCUACUUGACAAGCCAGCCGGCAUUCAACGACUCUUCGACAGACUCGCCCUCGAAAGUGUCAUAUACCAGCAGUUCCUCCUGUCAACAGGCCUAUGGACAGAAAGCAACCAAUCCGAAUUUGUGUUCGACCCAGACUUUUGGGAUGGUGUUGAAAAGCUUCUCGACAGGUCCACACUCUUAUCAGGAGCGCCUUGGAACGUUGAAAGCCCUGUUUUAGGAGUGCCGUUGUAUUUCUUCCGUACGACUAUAAUAUUGCGGGAAUGUUACCGUUCAGGUGUCAGUCUCGAACCAGAAGUCUUCAACAGGAUACGACAAGAGGUACAAUACUGGGAAGCACAACUCUGCGAUCCGAACUCAGAAUCGAUUUACCUCUCCUCUGAUACGAGGGACUAUGCCAUCAGUGGUAUCCAGAGACAAGUGGCAGAUAAGGUUGUUCUUACAAAUUCUUAA
Fusarium tjaetaba is the source of this 1224-nucleotide messenger RNA. Its product is annotated as transcriptional regulatory. The coding region runs from base 1 to 1224 and encodes 407 amino acids. The record is from RefSeq and is a predicted model, not a curated record. The transcript has 4 exons. Gene Ontology annotation, cellular component: nucleus. Gene Ontology annotation, molecular function: zinc ion binding; transcription cis-regulatory region binding; DNA-binding transcription factor activity, RNA polymerase II-specific. Gene Ontology annotation, biological process: positive regulation of transcription by RNA polymerase II. NCBI's taxonomy places the organism in Eukaryota, Fungi, Ascomycota, Sordariomycetes, Hypocreales, Nectriaceae.